ACAGCGUGUUAGACAUCAGUUGAUCCAACUUCUUCAGUUCGAUAACAACACAGACCACUUCAACAUGUACAAGCUGGUGGUGUUGCUCUCCGUCGCGGCCAUGGCUGCCGCUAAACCCAGCCUGGUGGCGCCCGUCGCCUACAGCGCCGUGGUCCCGGCAUCCAGCUCGGUGUCGCAGUACAGCUCCAGUGUGGUGCACGGCUCCCCUGCCGUCGGUGUCAUCGCUCCCGCCGUCUACUCCGCCCCAUCUGUCUACUCUGUACCCGCUGUAUAUGGUGCUCACGCCGUAGCUCCCGUCGCCCUCGCUCAAGCUCCUCACUCCCCUGCUGUCGUCCUGGAUGCCGUCAAUGGAGUUCCCCUCGACACCCCUGAAGUAGUUGCCGCUCGCGCCGCCCACUACCAAGCCAAGGCUCUGUCUGGCUUCCAUCACCUGAAGAAGCGUUCCGUCGGUGUUGCCCCCGUUGCCUACAGCUCGGUGGUGUCUCCUUUAGGUUACUCCAGCCCCUUGGUGUCUGCCUACUCUAGCCCCGCUGUAGUCUCCGCCUACUCCGCUCCCGUUGUCUCCGGUUACUCCGCAUACUCCCCUGUGGUCUCCGCAUACUCUCACCCCCUGUCCUACUCCGCUGUAUACCCCAAGGCCCUCAGCGUCCACCCCUACUAAAUAAACCAAGUGAACCUAUCUAAAAUUGUACAAAACCAUCUUGUAAUGAAUUUAUCACUGCCGAAUUAAACGAAUUAUUAUCAUAUACUA
Messenger RNA from Spodoptera litura, 751 nucleotides. RefSeq lists its product as uncharacterized. The record is from RefSeq and is a predicted model, not a curated record. Lineage: Eukaryota; Metazoa; Arthropoda; Insecta; Lepidoptera; Noctuidae.